CGUGGGCCCCGAUGGCCGCGGGGCAUGGCCCAGACAGCAAGCACCAGCAGCAGCAUCACCGACGCCGCUGUCCGCCAGCAGUGGAUCGAAGUCCAGGCCCGACUGGCCAGCAGCCGCACAGCGACCGACGAUAUCGCAUUCUCAGUACCGCCACAGGCCGACGGCCCCUGGCAGGGGCUCCGUCUUAUUGGUGGCGUUGAUGUUUCCUUUGUCGAAAACACCGACGAGGGAGUUGGAUGCUUGGCCAUUUUGGAGUUUCCUUCGUUCAAGGUGUUGUACACAGACAUGGUUCGAGUCACCCUCAGUCUUCCGUACAUUCCCGGCUUCCUUGCAUUCCGAGAGGCCUCAGUCUUUCAGACGCUGCUUGACAACCUGAAGCAACGAGCGCCCGAACUCUAUCCCCAGGUCUUGUUCGUGGACGGAAACGGCAUUCUACAUCCAAGAAAGUUUGGCUCAGCCUGCCAUCUUGGAGUGCUUGAGGAUAUUCCCACGAUUGGAGUCGGCAAGAAUUUUCUUCAAAUUAGUCAUGAAAAUCUGCGCAUGCAAGAAGUCAAAGCUCGUCGCAAUGAGCUGAAGCAGGCCGGGGAUUAUUUCGACAUUAUCGGAAGCUCUGGAUUCAUCUAUGGCGCUGCGCUGCGCGCUUCGAACGACUCCAUCAAUGCCAUCUAUGUCUCUCCAGGCCAUCGUGUCUCACACGAAACUGCAAUCAAGCUGACCAUCCGUUGCUGUAAAUUCCGGGUUCCUGAACCUAUCCGAGCCGCCGACGGUCUCUCCAGAGCAUAUAUCCGUGCCCACCCAAGCGGCUGAAGCGACUGAGCAAGCAGCCGAGUCCUACAUCCAUCGGCUGGGGAGCGCUCUUAUCGGAACAGAUGCGCUUCGAGCCCAGUCCGUGCAGCCCUCUCAGCGAGCUGCAGGCCAUUCGGAAUCCAGAGCUCGCAGCGAUUAUUGAGCGAUGCUGGCCAUGGGUUUCGAGUGACUCGUUGAAUAAACAAUGGAACACAUUGUCUCGUUCGGACAAAACCACGA
Messenger RNA from Polychytrium aggregatum, 1026 nucleotides. RefSeq names its product endonuclease V-domain-containing protein. The transcript has 10 exons. Gene Ontology annotation, biological process: DNA repair. Gene Ontology annotation, cellular component: cytoplasm; nucleolus. Lineage: Eukaryota; Fungi; Chytridiomycota; Chytridiomycetes; Polychytriales. Gene Ontology annotation, molecular function: single-stranded RNA binding; RNA endonuclease activity producing 5'-phosphomonoesters, hydrolytic mechanism. The record is from RefSeq and is a predicted model, not a curated record. The coding region runs from base 25 to 807 and encodes 260 amino acids.